UGCCUUGUACUUACCGCGGAAUGCAUCUUCGUGACGGAGAAUCGUUCCAUGAAACCUGUAAUUUUUGCAUUUGCAAAGAGGGAGAAGUACAUUGCGACGAUUCCUUGUGUGAUGAAGAGAAACCUGGGACUUGCCCAGAGCAAAAUGGUGGAGUUGGAACUUGUGUUACCGAAUGCAGGCAUGAUACAGAGUGUCCGGGAUUAGAGAAAUGUUGCAGUAAUGGAUGUGGGGAUGUUUGUCGUUUACCACAAGAAGAAAAUAAUCCAUCAUCCUGUUACUUCGAAGACGAUUGGCAUGGAGAUGGUCAAAUAGUCCAUUCUGGUUGCGGAAGCUGCUUUUGUACAAACGGAUCAGUUGUUUGCAGAACCCCAAUAUGUCCAAGAGUUAAUUGUUAUAACCCGGUUUAUGUUGAAUCCGAAUGCUGCCCUAUUUGUCUUGAACAUCACACCAGUCCCGGAGAAUGUCCCCCUAAUAUGCCAAGUACAUGUGCUAAUGAAUGCCUCGACGACUAUCAUUGUGACUCAUCUAGAAAGUGCUGUUCAACAGGUUGUGGAUCAAUUUGUUUGGAACCUUUUGCAUUAGAUCACGAAGGAAUGUGUCCUUUCUUGGCCAACGAUGGUCUUGUGUACACCCAUGAAACAGAAUGCCAGAGAGAUGACCACUGUGGCCCAGAAGAAAAGUGUUGCUUUGAUUUAUAUGGAACAAAAGCCUGUUUGGAAUCUAUACCAGAAGAUGUGUGUAACCCAAACCCUUGUCAAAACGGCGGUACUUGUAUAGGAUUUGAGUGGUAUCCGUGUGUCUGUACAUAUGGUUUUGGUGGAACUUAUUGCGACAGAGACGACCCCUGCACUUCGAGACCAUGUAUGAACGGCGGCAGCUGUAUAGCAGGUAUCUUUGAUUACGGUAGUUAUUACUGGAGUUUUAGCGAUAGUGAGGGUGAUUCGCUCUGCUGGUGCCUUCCAGGAUAUGCAGGCGAUUUUUGCGAAAUUGAUUUGUGUUUCCCGGAUCCAUGUCAAAACGGAGGUACUUGCUCGGGAUAUGAAACGCUACUUUGUUACUGUCCAUACGGCUAUAGCGGGGACCAUUGCGAAGAAGCGGCAUAUGGUGGCUUGAAAUGGAGGGCGGGGGACGCCGCUGAUGGCGGCGCAAAGUGGUGCCGUGGUAAUGAUGAUGACAAUAAAAAAGAAAUAUUCAAUUAUUAUAAUAAAGAAAAUGUUGAUGUGUUUCUUCUAGAGGGUCAAUAUAGCUCGGAUUGGACUUUUCCGUUCAUUUCCAUUACCCCGGGCUAUUCUGAGGCAACAUAUUCUCCGGAUUUUUCAUCACUGAGCAGUGAAGAGGAAAGUAGUUUUUAUGAGGACCCGUGCGAAUCUAACCCAUGCUUAAACGGUGGCACGUGUGAACACAUCGGCUACUACUACCCUUACUCUCCAUAUUACUGUGAAUGCCUUCCUGGCUUCAGUGGCACUACAUGCGAACAAGAUAUCAGGUGCGAUUAUAACUAUUGUGAUAACGGAGGAACAUGCGUGAUGUACGAAUAUGGUUAUAGUUAUUGUUAUUGUCCAGAGGAUGUGACAGGAGACUUUUGCGAAUACACACCUUGCAGCGGUAAACCUUGUCUGAAUGGUGGAAAGUGUAACCCCUUCCAUGGUGAUGCCUACACCUGUACUUGUCCUCCAGGUACAUCCGGGGAUAACUGCCAAUUCCAUGAUGAAGCCGUUUGUGCUGAUUCACCUUGUAAGAAUUAUGGAAGCUGUAUGGAAUUUCAAAAAGCUGCCGAUUGUUCGUGCGUUUCCGGAUUUACUGGAAGAUUCUGUGAGAUCGCCGUUAAGGAGACUGUGUGCCCAGACGGAACGCCUCCAGAUACCUGCUUAUUUGACCCAUGUCACGUUGCUAAAUGUCCGAAGAACCCAGAUGCUCGCUGCUCAUCUAACUACUGCGGAUGCAUCGCAGAAUAUUAUGACAAAGAUGGCACUAUGGUAGAUUGUCAUGACUGCCCAUUUGGAGACAUGGUGACGUGCGUGAUAGACCCUUGUACCGUCAUGACCUGCGACAAAUAUCCAACAGCCAAGUGUCAAGUGAACUACUGCGGGGAAUGCAAAGCAAAAUUUUUCGAUGAUCAAGGGAAUCAACUGAAUUGCGGAACCACUUGCCAGUAUAAAGGACAGAAUUACAACGAACAGGAUCAACGAGAUCACGAAGAUGCGUGCAACACUUGUACCUGUUUGAAAGAUGGAACGUGGGCUUGUACAGAAAAAGCAUGUCAAAACACCAUUCUUCAAUUGGGCUUCAGUUUAGCAUUCGAUUUCGACCGUAUCGAGAACAACCAAGAAGAAUUUAAAAAUGACAUUAAAGACACGUUGGCAUCAAGAUUUGGAAUCCCAAAAGAAAAUAUCAAAGACAUACAGGUAAAAGAAUAUUAUACUUUUUGA
This is a messenger RNA of Anneissia japonica, 2429 nucleotides long. RefSeq names its product neurogenic locus notch homolog protein 1-like. Gene Ontology annotation, molecular function: Notch binding; peptidase inhibitor activity. Gene Ontology annotation, cellular component: extracellular region. Gene Ontology annotation, biological process: Notch signaling pathway. The coding region runs from base 21 to 2429 and encodes 802 amino acids. The record is from RefSeq and is a predicted model, not a curated record. The transcript is spliced from 19 exons. Lineage: Eukaryota; Metazoa; Echinodermata; Crinoidea; Comatulida; Comatulidae.